GCCUAUAAACUUCCUUAAAGAAGGAGAAGUUGUGUAUUUCUUGCUGCUAGCUUGACUCGUGAGCAACACAAGAGGGAUUUGGGGGAUUUUCUGGACUAUUUUGAAACCGACGAGGGAUUUCCUGUUUUCACAGCUCCCUCCUUGGAUAAACACGGCCGGAUGGCUUUCUGCUGCUUGUUGAUCCACGUCUUCCUCUUCACCUGCUGCUCGGCCCACAGCGACGUCUUCACCUCCAUCGGUCACAUGACCGACCUGCUGUUCACGGAGAAGGACCUGGUCACCUCCCUGAAGGACUACAUCCGAGCGGAGGAGAGCAAACUGGAGCAGAUUAAAAAAUGGGCUGACAAACUGGACGUCCUCUCUGCGGCUGCGACUCAGGACCCCGAGGGCUUCCUGGGACACCCGGUGAACGCCUUCAAGCUGAUGAAGAGACUCAACACAGAGUGGGGGGAGCUGGAGAGCCUGGUGCUCACCGACAUGUCCGAUGCGUUCGUCUCUAACCUCACCAUCCAGAGGCAGCACUUCCCCAACGAUGACGACCAGAUUGGAGCCGCCAAAGCUCUCAUGAGGCUGCUGGACACCUACAAGCUGGACACCAACACCAUCGCCACCGGACAGCUGCCAGGCUCGUCCUCUGUCGCCUCCCACCGGAGCGUUCUGACGGUGGACGACUGCUACGACCUCGGGAAGGUGGCGUACUCGGACGCAGACUACUACCACACGGAGCUGUGGAUGGUUCAGGCCCUGAAGCAGCUGGAUCAGGGAGAGACGUCCAGCACCACAGACGCCGUCUCUAUCCUGGACUACCUGAGCUACUCGGUCUACCAGCAGGGGGACCUGGAGAGAGCGCUGGACUUCACCAAGAGGCUGCUGGAGCUCGACCCGACACACCAGCGAGCCAGCGGGAACCUGAAGUACUUUGAGUAUCAGCUGGCGAAACAGAACAAGGUGGUGGAGAAGGACGAGGAGGAGACUGAGGGGAAACAGAAGAAGGGUCGACCUGACGAUUACCUGCCAGAGAGGAGGAAGUACGAGCAGCUGUGUCGCGGCGAGGGCCUCAGGAUGACUCCUCGCAGGCAGAGCCGCCUCUUCUGCCGUUACUAUGACAACAACCGCCACCCGAAAUACGUGAUCGGCCCGGUGAAGCAGGAGGACGAGUGGGACCGCCCCCGCAUCGUCCGAUACCACGACAUCGUGUCGGACAAGGAGAUCGAGAAGGUGAAAGAGCUGGCCAAACCCAGGCUGCGUCGGGCCACCAUCUCCAACCCCGUAACCGGCGUGCUGGAGACGGCCCACUACCGCAUCAGUAAGAGACGUGCCACGGUGCAUGACCCUCAGACAGGCAAACUGACCACGGCGCAUUACAGAGUCUCCAAGAGUGCCUGGCUCACGGCGUUUGAACACCCGGUGGUGGAUCAGAUCAACCAGAGGAUCGAGGACAUCACCGGCCUGGACGUCACCACCGCUGAGGAUCUGCAGGUGGCCAACUACGGCGUGGGAGGACAGUACGAGCCUCACUUUGACUUCGGACGGAAAGAUGAACCGGAUGCGUUUGAAGAGUUGGGGACAGGAAACAGAAUCGCCACCUGGCUGCUUUACAUGAGUGACGUACAGGCAGGGGGCGCCACCGUCUUCACUGAUGUUGGAGCUUCUGUCCGGCCCAAAAAGGGGACGGCGGUGUUCUGGUACAACCUGCACCCCAGUGGAGAAGGAGACUACCGGACCCGACACGCUGCCUGUCCCGUUCUGGUCGGCAACAAGUGGGUGUCCAAUAAAUGGAUCCAUGAGCGAGGGCAGGAGUUCAGGAGGCGCUGUGGCCUCCAGGAGACGGACUGACAGCAGACCUCCUCCUCCUCCUCCUCCUGCCUUCCAGGCUGUGGCUGCUGUGAUCUUUAUUUUUAUCUGAAGACUGAGUGUGUGCGUGUUUCACCUGUAACUCCUUUUUUUUUAAAACAAAUUUCUGAUGCCAAUAUUCAAUAACUAUUCAAAUAUUGAUUCUUCACACUGUUAAUGCAGAAUUAAUGUGUUGAUUAAAAACAGAAUUGAAAGCAUAAUUGAAUAAAUAACUUAAUUGAAACUUCACUAUUUUAUUUAGACGUUAAUAAACAUGUUAUUAAAUUGACAUGUAGCAUUUAUAAGCAAUAUAUAAAAUAAUAAAACUCUAUAAACAUAUUUUAGUUUUCAGUAUUUAAGAACAACUCCUCUCAUGAAGGAUCUCUACCUGGUUCUAUUUAUAAACAGAUUACACUUCAUUAAUAAAUAUAAUACUUAAUAUAUUUAAUACUUCAUAUAAAACAUGAAGAUAUAUUUUAAAUGAUCACAACGGUGUUAAAUUGUCAGUUUAUUAUCUGCUGCUUAUAAAUCAUAAAUGUGGGCGGUAAAGUUUACUGAUUAAUGGAUUCUAACAUGUAAAUGUGUUGAUAGAUUAUCUGCUCAGUUUAAGGGUUAAAAACUCCUGUAAAUGAAAGCAUGAAACAUGAAAGCAGAACUUUAUUUUUAUCAUUUUUAUCAGGCUCUUUUCAGUGUUCAGUUCAGGGAUGAUUUGGUCCAUUUUGAAUAGUUUACACAAUAAAUGCCUUAAAGUGUGCAGAUCGCCCUUAAUUUCAUUAACAAACACUGAAUCUGGAAAUGAAACAAAUAAAGAACAUGUGAUGUA
Messenger RNA from Micropterus salmoides (largemouth bass), 2656 nucleotides. RefSeq names its product prolyl 4-hydroxylase subunit alpha-1-like. Gene Ontology annotation, cellular component: endoplasmic reticulum. Gene Ontology annotation, biological process: peptidyl-proline hydroxylation to 4-hydroxy-L-proline. The transcript has 16 exons. NCBI's taxonomy places the organism in Eukaryota, Metazoa, Chordata, Actinopteri, Centrarchiformes, Centrarchidae. The record is from RefSeq and is a predicted model, not a curated record. Bases 160 to 1836 code for a protein of 558 amino acids. Gene Ontology annotation, molecular function: protein binding; procollagen-proline 4-dioxygenase activity; iron ion binding.